AUGACGAUGAUUCGUUCAAAGAAUUGCGCUCCGCCGCCAUUCCGGGAGCGCCCGCGCGGCGCCGGCCUGGCGGGCUUUCUCGCCGGCCCCGGCACGCGGGAAUCGAAGCUUCUUCGCCGCUCGACCGUCGUCCGUGCUGCGGCUUCGGACCGCCCAAUUGCCGCCGCCGCUGCCGCGGCUUCAGGCAGCGGGUUGACUCCUGUCGCCGCCGCCGCGGCCGCCGCCAAAAUCUCCACCGCCGCCGCUGCCGCGAAAACAACGCUGGUACGCGAACUUCCCGGACAGCAGCAACAGAAGCCGGGAGGCGCGGCGGUGGAGGAGGAAGAGAAUCUAUGGCAGAGCGUGGGGACGAGCAGCGGGAGCGUGUUUCUCGCGGAUGCCGCCAUGUGGCAGAGCGCCCUUCCCGAGCUCGACUUCACAGACGAGCGAUUCUCCGAUGACGACCAAUCGCCGACCGCCGUCGCCGCGCCGCCGACGGUGCGCGACUACAUGACGCGCCGCCCCGUGUGCGUGCAUCCGCGCGCGUCGCUCAAGGCGGCGGCGAAGCUGAUGGCGGCGUGCGCGGUCAGCGGAGUGCCCGUGGUGGAGCCAUACGACGACGACGCGGGCGCGGGCGCGGACGGCGCGGGGCGCCUCGUGGGCGUGCUGUCGCAGCGCGACGUGCUGUGGAAGGAGACUGUGCCGUACCCUGGGGAGGACGAUCUGAUGGGCGAGCCGUACGAGGGCCCCAUGAGCCCGUCGCUGCGCGCGCAGCUGGGCAAGAUCCGCAGCCGCACCGUGGCGGACGCCAUGACCGCCCCUGCGCUCUUUGUGGAGGCUGGCGCGCUGCUGUCGGACGCCGCCACCAUCAUGAUCAACCGCAAUGUGGCUCGACUGCCUGUGGUUGCUCCACGAGAGGGGGACAAGCCAGGCAUGACAGUGCCGCUUCAGCCGCUUCUGACCAUGCUGUCAGUCUAUCACAAUCUACUAGCCUUCUACCUGCAAGACGGUCUAUCACAAAACGGAGAGUGGAGUGGAGAGAUUCGGUUCUGGCCAGAGUUUCUCACUGAUGCAGCUCACGACUCCCUCUCCCGACUCUCCUCGGCUCUCACUCUCGGUGUGUUUAUUGUCAACAAUGUGACACGGCCACUUACUGCAUCGCAACUGGCCUCUCUCGUAGUGGGCGCAGUCUCUUCUUACUCCCGCUAA
This is a messenger RNA of Closterium sp. Naga37s-1, 1188 nucleotides long. The record is from the annotation of a GenBank genome assembly. NCBI's taxonomy places the organism in Eukaryota, Viridiplantae, Streptophyta, Zygnematophyceae, Desmidiales, Closteriaceae.